AUGCAGGAUUGGGCUGAUUCCGAAAUGAGCAAUCUUGUCAAGCUGAAAAUCGACACUUUUCAGUUCCAAGCAUCUUCCACCAUGACAGCGUCUUUUUUCUUGCUGGUACCGGCAUCUCAAUUUGGUCUUACAAGGUUGACAAUGGUCACCCAGUCGACACCGCCUACCGAAUUGUACAGAGCGCUACAGAUCACAGCUGACACAAUUAUCAGAACAGCUUCCAUCUACCAAGGGCUUACAGCGAGAGCAGUCAACCAUGAGGCCUAUCGCUAUCAGCGGACAUUUCGUGGCUGUUUUGGUGUGGCUCCUCAUCUUGCGGCAGAACUGUGGAACAUGCUGGACGAUGAAGAUCCCCUCAGUGACAUUCGAUGGGUAACCUACUUUCUGGCCACACUCAUGUUCCUCAGGACAUACACUGUCACCGCUGUACUGGCCAUGAUCUUCAUGAAGGAUGAAAAGACCAUUCGCCAUUGGGUGUGGGUGUUUAUUGAGAAGAUCGCGAGCUUGGACUUGAUCAGAUGGGAGUACCGACGGAUGAAUGACAAUGGCAGUCGGUGUCUGGUGACUGUUGAUGGCACUGACUUUCGCAUCAGGGAACCAGGUCCUUUCUCAACUGGUUGGUUUACCAAGAAGUUCAAUGGUCCUGGACUGAGGUAUGAAAUUGGUGUUUGUAUUCAGACUGGAUGGAUUGUGUGGAUCAAUGGACCCUUCCCUUGUGGUGAAUGGGUUGAUAUUGCCAUUUCUUUGUCAUCUUUGGUCCACAUGUUUGAGGGAGAUGAGAGAGCUGUGGCUGACAAAGGGUACAGGGGGUAUCCUCAGUACUUUGACUGCCCAUGGCGACACCUUGACAAUCAACAGCAGACUAGCAGGAAGGCUCUUGCAAGGGCCAGGCACGAAUGUGUCAAUAGGAGACUCAAGGAAUGGAGCUGCCUCCUUCAGAGGUGGCGCCAUUCCCUUGAUAAACAUGGUAAGAUGGCCCAUGCUGUGGCCAACAUUGUGCAGCUCCAAAUUAUGGAGCGGCCAAUGUGGCAGGUGGAGUACUAUGAUAGAGUCAACAAUGAGUUUGACUUUGAUUAUUAA
Messenger RNA from Seminavis robusta, 1080 nucleotides. The record is from the annotation of a GenBank genome assembly. NCBI's taxonomy places the organism in Eukaryota, Bacillariophyta, Bacillariophyceae, Naviculales, Naviculaceae.